Molecule: messenger RNA, 823 nt
Organism: Paralichthys olivaceus (Japanese flounder)
Lineage: Eukaryota; Metazoa; Chordata; Actinopteri; Pleuronectiformes; Paralichthyidae
Source: RefSeq, a predicted model, not a curated record
GUUUUGUCUGUGUAGUCCGGUAAAACAUGGCCGCCACACUGAGGAGCUAACCGUGGUCAGUGAGAAGAACUCAGUGUUUCUGCGGUCUGUUUUAAAUCUGCAUUCAUAAUGAUUACUCCUGCGUUUGACCUGAGCCAAGACCCUGAGUACUUGAUCCUCAGCAUCCGUGUGCCCUACACUAGAACAUCAGAGUUUGACCUUUACAUCGAUGGAUCAGACUUCAAGUUCUAUGCCAAGCCUUACUUUCUAAGAUUAACUCUUCCUGGAAGAAUUGUGGAGGAUGGGAGAGAAAAGGCCAAAUUUGACAUUGAUAAAGGUCUUUUCACUCUUCGGGUUCCAAAGGAGACAUCUGGGGAAAACUUUGAAGGACUUCAGAUGCUGACGAGUCUCCUCGCACCGAAGGGCUCCCGUUCAGCAAAACCAUUGGUGGAAGAUUUAAGCUCAGGAUGCAGUGAAAGUGUCAGAGACGAUGAAGAGGAGGAGGAGGAUGAUGAAGAAUUUGACUGGCAGGUUGAGCAGGAGGUGUACACAGAGAGCUCCGAGGAGGAACUGAGAGCCCAGCAGAAAUAUGGCUUUGCCAACCAGAGGUCUGGAGUGUUUGCCAGAUUACAGGAGGAGCUCAGCGAUGUGAUCGAUAUCAAAAACCCAGAGGGAACAACAGCAGCAGAGAGGAGGCAGGCGAGGCUGGAGGCAGAAGCAUCUGCCUUUUCAACUGACCACUACCUUGCUGAUUUGUUUGAGGACGAUGAAAUAAAGGGACUGCUGAAGUUUAAACCAUGGUGGACAAAGAUGAGUCCUUCUACGGUGCAGGAUGGAGACGCUG